This is a messenger RNA of Saccostrea echinata, 933 nucleotides long. RefSeq lists its product as uncharacterized. The coding region runs from base 36 to 572 and encodes 178 amino acids. The record is from RefSeq and is a predicted model, not a curated record. NCBI's taxonomy places the organism in Eukaryota, Metazoa, Mollusca, Bivalvia, Ostreida, Ostreidae. The transcript has 5 exons.
AUAACUUGAAUAAGCCAGGCAUUACAACAAGUACCAUGCUUAAAAAAGUCUUUUUAUCUCUGUUUUUUGUCAGUUUGGUGGCAGCAAAGACAGGAAAGAAUUCCAAAGAUUCAAAGCUUACACCGGCUGGUCUUUGUGCGGGAUGUCAGGCCACCGUGAAAGAAUUGUCCAGGACUUUGAAGCAUACAACAAAUGACCCAAUCAACAAACGAGUUCCAGUAUUGAUGUCAACUGUCUGUCAGAAGGAAAACUUUAAGCACUAUGAUAUUACACCAUCAGUCAUCGAGGAAGCCUGCAAAUUAAUAAUGAAAAACAAUGGAACAGCUAUAGAGUCUACCUUAAUUAACUACUACAAUGCCAAAAGUCGCAAAGACCACUCUUACCUAGAUAUAGUUCAAACAAUCUGUAACGAGGUGACCAACUCCUGUCCUGGCGGAGCAGUCAACACUGAGGAGGUCCCUAAACAAGGAGGAAUUGUAUAUAACAGAGAGACAGAUGAUUUUGAUAUCAUACCAGGAAGUAAUGUUAAGAUGAUAAAGCCCACCAAACAGACAACACACGAGGAACUGUAGAAUUCCAGCGGCCAAACACAUUCCUAAGUGUGAUAAUACUUCUAUCUGUGAUACUAUAUAAAACAUGACGUAAAAGAAUAUAUACAUUGUAGCAAUACAUUAAAUCCUUUUUGUAACAUGCAUUUAAUUAGACAUAUUUUACAAUAUAAAUUCCUAUUAGUUUGCAUAAUAUCCUUUUCAUGUGUGUUUUAAUUUUCUACUCUUUAUUUUUCUUCAUAUUUUAUGAUAUCUAUGUAGUAGUGACCAUGUUCAUUAUGAAAACACCAAUUAACCCUGUUCACAGGGCUUUGCUGUAAUCAUGUUUUACUGUUGCAUAUCAUCUCUUCUGUGAUACACAAUUCUGCAAUAUAUUUUUUGAUUU